AUGGAUGCUGAAACGUCUACUCUGGCGGGAUCGUCCACGCCUGGACCUGAAACAAAUAUGACAUUGUCGUCUGCUCUUCAAAUCGUAUUCUUGUGCUUGUUUAUUCUUUCAACAAUUAUAACUGUUCUUGGAAAUGCAUUUGUUUUGGCUGCGUACAAGCGCAAUGAGAGAAUACGAAAGAUGAACACUAACACGUUCAUUCUUAAUCUAGCCAUCGCCAAUCUCCUCGUUGGCAUCACUAUAAUUAGUAACAACCCCCAGUACAUCACGGAUAAGUGGUAAUUUGGAAGGAAGUUCUGUAUUGUCGUGUGGGACAUCAGUUACAUCUUAACCGACAUGUCCGUUAUCACCGUCAUUGCCAUCAGCGUGGACCGGUACCUCAUGGUGAGGAAUGUAAUGAAAUACCAGCUUCAUCGGUCUCGGAAACGUAUCAUCAUCAUCUUCAUCGUUGUUUGGUUCUUCUGCAGUCUCGUACAUACCAGCAUUGCCUUCAUCUAUUCCGCGUGGACGGACCACAAGUACCUCGAGUAUCAGACCUGUAAUUCGGAAUACCGUCGUGAAAAGGCUCUGGUUAUUUUGAUGUUCGUCAUUGAGUUUGUGUUGCCCGUCCUGACUCUGUUUGUAUUAAUCUUGAAAGUUUUUUAUUAA
This is a messenger RNA of Lytechinus pictus (painted urchin), 648 nucleotides long. Its product is annotated as histamine H4 receptor-like. Gene Ontology annotation, molecular function: dopamine neurotransmitter receptor activity, coupled via Gi/Go; G protein-coupled receptor activity. The transcript has a single exon. Gene Ontology annotation, biological process: adenylate cyclase-activating adrenergic receptor signaling pathway. The record is from RefSeq and is a predicted model, not a curated record. Lineage: Eukaryota; Metazoa; Echinodermata; Echinoidea; Temnopleuroida; Toxopneustidae. Gene Ontology annotation, cellular component: plasma membrane.